Argiope bruennichi is the source of this 819-nucleotide messenger RNA. RefSeq lists its product as uncharacterized. Gene Ontology annotation, molecular function: nucleic acid binding; RNA-DNA hybrid ribonuclease activity. The transcript has a single exon. Bases 1 to 819 code for a protein of 272 amino acids. Gene Ontology annotation, biological process: DNA replication, removal of RNA primer. The record is from RefSeq and is a predicted model, not a curated record. Lineage: Eukaryota; Metazoa; Arthropoda; Arachnida; Araneae; Araneidae.
AUGCUACACCACCACCUACUCAAACGUAUUUACUCAGGUGCCUUCGAACCAUAUGUACUUUUCGGCUAUGGGGCCUGGGGUCACAAACUUAAAUACAAACAGAUCAAGAGAACAUUUGAGAUCAUCCAGAGGAGACCUUUAGUAAAAAUAUUGAAGGCUUACCGGACAACAAGCACUCAUGCCCUCCAAAUACUAGCAGGUAUCCUACCUCUCCACUUAAGAGCCAAAGAGCUGUUUGCCAACUUCUUAAUUAAAACUCAAAAAUUACAAGUCAAAUUAAAUGAUACAGUCUUUGAACCAGACAUAUAUGAACCAUCCCUAAACCCUUAUGAGCAACACCCUUGUGAGUGGACAACAUAUCCUUUCAGAAAAACUCCACCAUCAGGAGACGGUAUCGAAAUAUAUACAGACGGCUCCAAAAUUGACAACAAAGUAGGAUCAGCCAUUGCCUGCUAUUACUUUAACAAACUCAUUCGUAUUGACUCACAUAGGCUGGAAGACCACGCCACUGUUUUCCAAGCCGAAGCCUAUGCUUUUUUCAUGGCACUUGAUUAUAUUGAAAAAACGAAUUCAUGGAGUAAUGCCUCAAUUUUCUCAGAUUCGCUCUCGCUCCUGACAGCUCUCGCUUCCCCAAAAAGAAAAACCUGGAUAUUGAAACAACUCAUGGAAAAAAUUAAAAUUGUUAAUACCAACCACCGACCCUCUUUCUUCUGGGUUAAAGCACAUAUCAGAGUUGCAGGCAACGAGGAAGCGGACAAACAAGCUAAACUUGCCACACGCAAGAAUACAGUGUCCCUAUAUUCAUCGAAACAUAAUUGA